AUGUCUUCUGAUACUCAACUCUGGGGCCCGGACACUAUGACUCAAGACCUCGGAGCUGAUCAAGUGUCAUUUGCUCUGCCUCCUUAUGACCCAGGGCCUCCUUAUGACCCGGGCCAGGCCCACGAGAAUGGCAUUUCAGCCAACAAUCAUGGCCCUGCAGUUCCUAACCCAUACGGGGCUGCUCACAAUAAUAUGCGCAACCCGCAAGAACCUAAUGGUCAUGGAUUUGCCUGGAACAGCAAUAUGUUGGAUGGCAGCGUUCAGUCUUCACUCCUCGGUGGCAAUGAACAGUCGACCGAAGCGACAUCUAGGCCAGUGACUAGUGAAUCUACAAUAGGUGUCGCACCAACUCCCUUUCUUGACCAUAGGGCGCAAAGCUAUUCAUGGGUACAUCCUUUCCCGCAAACCCUGAAUGCAACUGAGACACAACCACAGACAGUCGAACCACAUGGGUUGAACCAUCCCCAGAAUAUGCCCCCCGGCACACCUUGGCAGACUCAGCUUCUUCCUGUCCCGGUUGCACCCUCACCGCGUUGCCCUUACGCAACGGGCCUUCAGUUUUCGUUUUCACCGCAGCCUCCAACUCAGCCAAUCAACCCUACCCCGUUUUCGCAGACCAGAGUCUCGGGUCAGUCGUUGACCUCGUUCCACCCAGAGUCGGCAUUUAUGCAGACACAGCUUCGUGCGAACUCUUUGUUGAAUGCCGAUACCCCAACAUACGUCCCUGGGUAUACUGGGGUAAACCCACGCACUCGGGGCCGGUCCUCAACGGGAACUAGCCCUCCCUUCUCGUCUGCUCGUGAUAGAGGUCCAGCUGUCACGCUCUUCGGUCCCUCCUUUUUCAAUCCGCCCUUACCUUCCUGGACCCCGGGAGCCCAUCAUUACCGACCCCGCCGCUCCAGGAAUAGGCAUGGACCAGCCCAACGUUUCGACACCACCGGAGUUCCCAGCAGUAACCAUGUCUCUCGUCAUGCACUGCCUAAAGGACUGGAUGAUCCGCUAGAUAAGCGUCCCGAACCGAAGGAAACGGCCGAGAUGACUGUCAACAUGGAGUGCAAAGUCUGCAUGAGUCAACCGGUGGAUACGGCUGUUUUCCCUUGCGGUCAUGCAAUGUUCUGUCGCUGGUGUGCGGAAAAGUGCAUGCCGUCGCCGCGUCAUGAUAGGGGCCGCGUUAAGGAAUCCUCUCGUUGCCCGGUGUGUCGAUGCACUGUUCGACAGAAGAUGCGGAUCUUUCUCCCUUAG
Aspergillus melleus is the source of this 1242-nucleotide messenger RNA. Its product is annotated as C3HC4 finger protein. The transcript has 3 exons. The record is from RefSeq and is a predicted model, not a curated record. The coding region runs from base 1 to 1242 and encodes 413 amino acids. NCBI's taxonomy places the organism in Eukaryota, Fungi, Ascomycota, Eurotiomycetes, Eurotiales, Aspergillaceae.